Tremella mesenterica DSM 1558 is the source of this 1071-nucleotide messenger RNA. RefSeq lists its product as uncharacterized. Gene Ontology annotation, biological process: G protein-coupled receptor signaling pathway. The coding region runs from base 1 to 1071 and encodes 356 amino acids. Gene Ontology annotation, cellular component: heterotrimeric G-protein complex. The transcript is spliced from 7 exons. The record is from RefSeq and is a predicted model, not a curated record. Gene Ontology annotation, molecular function: GTPase activity; G protein-coupled receptor binding; GTP binding. NCBI's taxonomy places the organism in Eukaryota, Fungi, Basidiomycota, Tremellomycetes, Tremellales, Tremellaceae.
AUGGGAGCUUGUGUUUCGUCAGAAGCGGAUGAUCCAGCUGAGAAAAGAAGUAAAGAGAUUGAUAAAGCUUUGAAAGAGGAUGAAAAGAAGUUGGCAAAAGAAGUCAAGCUAUUGUUACUCGGAGCAGGAGCCAGUGGGAAAUCUACCGUUCUCAAACAAAUGCGUCUUCUUCAUAAUCAACCUUUCUCUCUUGACGAAAUUGAAGAUUAUCGGAAAAUCGUUUUCUCAAACCUUGUCAACGGCAUGCGUAGCGUCAUUGAUUUGAUGGACGAAUUAGGAAUGGCAGUGAAUUCUCAAAAUAGAAGACACAUCCAAUUGAUAGAUAAUGAACCUCCUAUCAAUACCGGAGAAUCUUUCCCAAAGGUUUAUCAUGAGGCUUUGAGGAGUUUAUGGGAAGAUGAAGGUGUUCAAACUUGUUAUAAAGAAGCUUAUCAUUAUGCUUUACAAGAGAAUAUGCCAUACUUCUUUUCUCAACUUGAUAAACUGUUCGAACCGUCCUACACCCCCACAUCCGAUGACAUACUACGACUGAGAAGCAAGACGACAGGUAUAAGCGAAACUCGUUUCCUCCUUGCCGAUAUAACUUUUCGGAUUUUCGAUGUCGGUGGGCAGAGAUCAGAACGACGUAAAUGGGCAUCAUGUUUCGAAAACGUCACCAGUGUCAUUUUCCUAGUUUCUCUCGCAGAUUAUAAUCAAGGUAUCCUAGAAGAUACUCAGUCUAAUGGGAUGGUAGAAGCUUUGGUCUUGUUUGAUUCCAUCUGUAAUUCUCAGUGGUUCGUCAAAUCUUCCAUGAUCCUCUUUUUGAACAAAGCCGAUGUCUUGGCGGAAAAGAUUAAAGAUCCCCAACAACAGAUAGUUGACAAUUUUGCCGAUUUCCCAGGCAAACCAGGCUCAUUCACCGACGCUGUCGAUUUCUUCAAAUCCAAAUUCCGAACUUUGAACCGAAAUUCUCAGAAAGAAGUAUAUAUACACGUCACGACAGCGGUCGAUAGGGAUAAUAUCAAAGUGGUCAUGGCCGCUGUGACGGAUACGAUCGUUCGAUCUCAAUUACGAUCAUUGGCGAUUAUAUAA